AGGGCACCUGAAUGCAUCACUAAGUGUAGAUCAGUGUUGUGUGCGGGCUGCUCGCUGUGUUUGCUGUGUUGCUGGCUCCCCUCUGUCCUCCAUUAGAGCUCGGCUCCAUCCCCGCUGUACGGCGCAGGCCCGAAGUAGCGCAGCCGCUCUGAGUUGCUGUACCGUGGAUCCAGCUGUGUAGACCAGGUGGCUAGUAAUGGAUGAGCACGUCGUUCACCAGACAGAACACAUGACGACCAUCGAGGCCAGCGCCGUCAGCCAACAGGUCCAGCAGGUACAUGUGGCCACAUUUACUGAAGCAUCAAUGAUGAGUGCUGAGGAAGACUCAACAUCCUCACCGGAUGAAGAUCCGUAUGACGACACAGACAUCCUCAACUCAGCUGGCACUGAUGAGGUCACUGCCCACUUGGCUGCUGCAGGGCCAGUAGGCAUGGCAGCUGCAGCUGCUGUGGCAACUGGGAAGAAAAGAAAGAGGCCUCAUAUCUUUGAAUCCAACCCCUCCAUCCGCAAGAGGCAGCAGACUCGCCUGCUUAGGAAACUGCGAGCCACCCUAGAUGAGUACACCACCCGAGUGGGCCAACAGGCCAUCGUGUUGUGUAUCUCUCCCUCCAAACCCAACCCUGUGUUCAAGGUGUUUGGUGCCGCUCCUCUGGAGAAUGUGGUGAGGAAGUAUAAGGCCAUGAUGCUGGAGGAUCUGGAGAAUGCUCUGGCUGAACAUGCCCCCACUGGUGGAGAGCUGGCCUCAGAGCUGCCCCCUCUCACCAUUGAUGGCAUCCCUGUUUCUGUGGACAAGAUGACCCAGGCCCAGCUCCGAGCGUUCAUCCCAGAGAUGCUGAAGUACUCAACAGGCCGGGGGAAGCCCGGCUGGGGUAAGGAGAGCUGCAAGCCAGUGUGGUGGCCUGAGGAUAUCCCGUGGGCCAACGUCCGCAGUGACGUCCGCACAGAGGAGCAGAAACAAAGGGUUUCUUGGACGCAGGCAUUGCGGACCAUCGUCAAGAACUGCUACAAGCAGCACGGCCGUGAGGAUUUGUUGUAUGCCUUUGAAGACCAGCAGGUAACCACGGCAACCACCACCCAGCACCACCUGACCACUGCGCAGAGUAUCGCUCACCUUGUGCCCUCACAAACUGUGGUACAGACCAUUAACAACCCGGACGGAACGGUGUCACUCAUCCAGGUUGGCACAGGACACACAGUUGCGACUCUGGCAGAUGCCUCAGAGCUGCCCGGUGUGACAGUGGCGCAGGUCAACUACUCCACUGUGACUGACGGAGAGGUGGAGCAGAAUUGGGCUACGCUCCAGGGCGGCGAGAUGACAAUCCAAACCACUCAGGCCUCAGAGGCCACGCAGGCAGUUGCAUCGCUUGCUGAAGCCGCCGUCGCUGCCAGUCAGGAGAUUCAGCCUGGAGCCACUGUCACAAUGGCUCUUAACAGUGAGGCGGCAGCCCAUGCCGUGGCGACGUUGGCUGAGGCCACUCUACAGGGCGGAGGGCAGAUCGUCUUGGCAGAGACGGCAGCAGCUGUCGGGGCACUGGCAGGGGUUCAAGAUGCCACAGGUCUGGUCCAGAUCCCGGUCAGUAUGUACCAGACUGUCGUGACCAGCCUGGCCCAGGGCAACCGGCCCGUCCAGGUUGCCAUGGCACCUGUCGCCACACGCAUAGACAACACUGUCACAUUGGACGGCCAGGCAGUGGAAGUUGUGACCCUGGAGCAGUGACAUUUACCACCCUGGAAGGAGUAGAAGGCACUGAAUGGCCAUCUUGGAGAUUUGUUUGUCAUACUGUUUUUCCAAGACAUCACGCUGUGUACAGUGUCAAAUAUAUUUUUAAAUGUACAUCUGCGGGGGAAGUAAAAGUGAGCUAUCGACAAAUUGUGUUUACUAUGUAAAGAUAUUGCUUUUGGUGGUGUAUUAUUUCUCCCAUUUAGCUUCAUGUGUUUUUUUUGUUUGUUUGUUUUUUUAGCUCUCUGAUGUUAAGUAUUUAGUAUUUAUUUCUUUACAAUUAACCUUUAAACAAAAAUGAACCAAAAACUCUUGGGGGGGGGGCACCACUGUUGUACCCAGUGAGUGUAACCAUCACUGUUCCAGAUUUUCAUCGUCGUGUAUGUGCUUGACUGUUUUGUUUUUAGGGAUGCAUUUACAAUUCAGUGCCACAGUCAGAAAUCACUCAUCUCCCAUGAUUCCCGUGUCUCCCUUGUCCUUUAUCACUACUCUAAAUUUUACACUUUCCACCAUCAACUCAUCCAAAACUCUUAGUAUCCAGAAAAGCAGCUGUAGAUACUCCCACACAUUUCUCACAUUAGAUGAGGAACUAUUAUAUUGACAUACUGCCUUGUGUGUUUUUCCCUGUGCUGUUUUACUGUAGUCCACGUACAUGCCAAGAUUUGUGAAGACUCAGGAUAUACAUCAUGGUGUUGGGGUUUUUUUUGUUGUUGUUUGUUGUUUUGGGUUUUUUUUUUUUUUGGUUGUUUGUUUUUUUUACUGCAGGUCUGCUAAGCUGACUUUCCAAAGCGGCCAUUUUGUGUACCAAAUCCAUUUACUUACAGUGCAUGGACAGGAGCACCCCUUGGUAUGUUAUUUUUUUAAACUUGAAGUCCUUUGUAUGUCACUGAGGACCUGGUGGUCUGCAUCACUUUGUAAAUCGCAGGAAGUUAGUCGUACUCAGACAGGCGCUGCAGUAUUUGUGAUGCAAACAUCAAAAAACAUUUCUUUCAAUCUUCCAACAAAAAAAAAAAUGCUUGCCAAGAAUGAACAGUUUGAUGCAGCUGUAACAUUUGGUUCAACUCUCACCACUAUUUAAAAAAAAAAAUGAAAUAAAGUUCAAUUAAAUGGCUGCUCUUCA
This is a messenger RNA of Scatophagus argus, 2840 nucleotides long. RefSeq names its product nuclear respiratory factor 1 (gene nrf1). The record is from RefSeq and is a predicted model, not a curated record. The transcript has 12 exons. Gene Ontology annotation, cellular component: nucleus. Bases 197 to 1717 code for a protein of 506 amino acids. NCBI's taxonomy places the organism in Eukaryota, Metazoa, Chordata, Actinopteri, Scatophagidae. Gene Ontology annotation, biological process: regulation of transcription by RNA polymerase II. Gene Ontology annotation, molecular function: RNA polymerase II cis-regulatory region sequence-specific DNA binding; DNA-binding transcription factor activity, RNA polymerase II-specific.